AUGGAGGUCCCCUUGUCAAAUGCUAUUGGAGAGAUGAGAGCGCAAACUGCAUUCAUAGCGACCGUCGGGACCGUUAGCCUGGCUACUCGGGUUCAAGCUGCCAUUCCUCAGACUUUGUGGGAUCGUAAACCUGGUCAUGACUGGUACACCGAAUACUAUGUCAUCGGUAAUGGAUACAUGGGCAUAUCAACGAACAGCGAUCCCAUCGUCGAUGAGAUGGACCUGAACCUCGACACGUUAUGGACAGGUGGACCCUUCAACAAGACGGAGAACUUUACGUAUACCGGGGGCAAUCCAGCGUCGCCGCUGGAUCCGUCGAUCUUGAAAGGCAUCCGAGCAGACAUCUUCAGUCGGGGAAACGCCAGCGUAACGGCUUUACAAGUCACAGAUUUUGACUAUGGCUCAUUGACGACAGCCGGAUGGUUCUACGCAAAGAAAGACAACACUUCGUAUACCGACUACAAGCGAUGGCUCAGUUUGGACGAUGGAUACAUCGGGGCCACUUGGACAGCGGAAGGAAUACAAUACAAUCGGACGGGCUUCUGCUCAUACCCUGAUAAGCAGUGUGUAUACUACGCGGCUUCGUCUGGACCAUCCAGCACUACUUUUGGUUUCAACACGGAACGCACACUGUCUUCAGCGAAUGUCACCUGCAUUGACGACAAAACCCUCUCUUACUGGGGCCAAGCUGAACCCAAUGGCAUGCAAUACGAGAUUCAAGCUCGUUGCAGCUCAGAUGGCACCAUCUCCUGUUCAAGUGCCGUUCAAGGCAACGCCACGCUAUCCGUCGUCAAUGCCACUUCUGUCACUUGUGUUCUGGCCGGAGAUACCGAGUACAACAUUGAUGCCGGAACAGCGGAGAGCAACUAUUCAUUCGCUGGUAACCCGUAUCACGAAAACGUCGGCAAGAUCAUCAACUCGUCAUGUGUCGACUUUGAGCCUCUCUUUGAGCAUCAUCUAGCCGAUCAUCAGGAGCUCUACGGGGCAUUCGAAAUCGACUUGGGAGCCACGAAUACGAACACCUCCGCCACAACACAAGAUCUUAUCGAUAGGUACACCAUUGAGGCUGGGGACGUGCAGCUGGAACAACUGAUUUUCAACUUUGGCCGAUACCUUCUCAUCGCUUCCGCGAGAGGCAACCUCCCUGCCAGUCUGCAGGGCAUCUGGACAGGAGCCGCUCAGCAGUAUCUCGCAGAUGGUGAGGUCGACGAAUUUAAUGACUCGAGCGAGAAUGGUCUCGUUGCGCCGAACAACUCGUUCAUUUACGAUACAUCCGCGGAAUGGGGUUCUGACUUUCACGCCAAUAUCAAUCUUCAGAUGAACUAUUGGCCAGCUGAGACAACUGGGCUGAGCAAACUCACACCUACGCUCUGGGCUUUAAUUCAAAAGACUUGGAUGCCGAGAGGCACAGAAACUGCUUCGUACCUGUACAACUCGUCCGGCUGGGUGACCCAUGAUGAGAUGAAUCCGUUCGGCUACACUGGCAUGAAACUCGGAGGACCUACUGUCGAGGAUCAAGUAUGGGGUCAGCAGUGGAGCGAUUAUCAGGCUGCGGGAGCGUGGUUGGUCCAGCAGCUUUGGGAUCAUUACCUGUUUGGUGAUGCCGAGGAGGACUUUAUCAACUCCACCGCGUGGCCGAUCAUCAAGACAUCUACAGACUUUUGGCUGGACAACCUCUUUGAAGACACCUACUUCAACGAUGGGACACUCGUUGUGGCACCUUGCAAUUCGCCCGAGCAGCCCACACACCUGAACGCAACGUUUGGCUGUGCCAUGUACCAGCAAAUUGUUCAACAGCUGUUCGAGACAGCUCUUCAGGCUUAUCCUCUUUCUGGGGAGAACAAUUCAGCAUGGCUCGAUAGGGUUCAAGACUCCCUCAGCAAGAUGGAUAAAGGCGUUCAUAUCGGUGAUUGGGGUCAAUUACAGGAAUGGAAGAUCGACGCGGAUAACAAGACAGAUCUUCAUCGACACAUCUCUCACUUAUGGGGAAUGUACCCCGGCAGUACACUCGCGACGUACAAUGGAUCAGAAUAUACUCAGUCCGAGGUGACAGAAGCUGUCAACACGUCUCUCAUCGCUCGAGGAAACGCUACUCAUUACGGAUGGGCAAAAAUGCAUCGAGCGGCUGUCUACGCUUCACUUGGGAACGCUUCGUACGCUCAUCACCUGUACAAGUACAUGAUAUCCGAGGAUUUUAACGGCAACCUGCUCGAUAUCUACUGGCAAAAGAAUAACAGCGUCUUCCAAAUAGAUGCGAAUGAGGGCGCGGUGGGAUAUAUCACGAACGCCAUUGCAAACGUUCCGACCCCCAGAACGCUCAGCGAGCCUUUGAUCAUCAAUCUCCUUCGUGCGAUUCCAGACGCUUGGAGCACUGGCUCCGUGAAAGGUGCUCGAGUCCGAGGGGGAGUAAACAUCAACGCUACAUGGGCAAAUGGAACCUUAAGCUCGGCAGAGCUCUCAAUGGACAGAGGGUUCCAAUCAUGGUAUGUCGUGGUCAACGCGCCGUGUGACACUGGGUAUAUCACGAAGAAAGAGGGGUGGAUGAAGCCUGGGGAUCAGUGGACUUUGUAG
Molecule: messenger RNA, 2571 nt
Organism: Kockovaella imperatae
Lineage: Eukaryota; Fungi; Basidiomycota; Tremellomycetes; Tremellales; Cuniculitremaceae
Product: glycosyl hydrolase family 65, N-terminal domain-domain-containing protein
Exons: 12
Coding region: 1-2571 (856 amino acids)
Biological process (GO): carbohydrate metabolic process
Molecular function (GO): alpha-L-fucosidase activity
Source: RefSeq, a predicted model, not a curated record